GGCGGGGCCAUGUUUCCGGGACUCCCCUGCGGCGGGGGCUUCAGGCGUUUUGAGCUCGGUAUGUGGCGUCUGGCUCGCGCGGCGUGCGAGCAGACUGCGAAGAGUUACAAGCUUUUCCGCCCUCCGUGCAGGCCUACCGCCCUCAUGUCCACUCUGCUGAUCAAUCAUCCCCAGUAUUCUUGGCUGCAAGAGCUGGGGCUCCGCGAGGAAAACGCGGGCGUGUAUAAUGGACACUGGCGCGGCGGAGGAGAGGUAAUUACGACCUAUUGUCCUGCUAACAAUGAGCCAAUAGCAAGAAUCCGACAGGCCAGUUCGGAAGACUAUGAAGAAACUAUAAAGGAAGCCAAGGAAGCAUGGAAAAUGUGGGCAGAGAUUCCUGCCCCAAAGCGAGGAGAAAUAGUGCGAAAGAUUGGCGAUGCCUUGCGGGAGAAGAUUCGGGUGCUGGGCAAGCUGGUGUCUCUGGAGAUGGGGAAGAUCUUAGUGGAAGGCAUAGGAGAAGUUCAGGAGUACGUGGACAUUUGUGAUUACGCGGCUGGCUUGUCAAGGAUGAUCGGGGGACCCGUCUUGCCUUCUGAAAGACCUGGCCAUGCUCUCAUCGAGCAGUGGAACCCGUUAGGCCUGGUGGGGAUCAUCACUGCCUUCAAUUUCCCCGUGGCCGUGUUUGGCUGGAACAAUGCCAUCGCGCUGAUCACAGGGAACGUCUGCGUUUGGAAAGGAGCGCCAACAACUUCUCUUGUUAGCAUAGCCGUCACAAAGAUCAUUGCCAAGGUUUUGGAGGACAACCAGCUCCCCGGUGCCAUUUGUUCCCUGACUUGUGGUGGAGCAGAUAUUGGCACAGCAAUGGCCAAGGAUUCACGUGUGAACCUGCUGUCCUUCACCGGGAGCACCCAGGUUGGGAAGCAGGUGGCCCUCAUGGUGCAGGAGAGGUUUGGGAAAAGCUUGUUAGAGCUUGGAGGAAACAAUGCCAUUAUUGCUUUUGAGGAUGCAGACCUUGGCCUGGUUCUUCCAUCAGCUCUGUUUGCCGCCGUGGGAACAGCCGGCCAGAGGUGUACCUCUGUGAGGAGACUGUUUUUGCACGAAAGCAUCCACGAGGAAGUUGUAUCAAGACUGAAAGGUGCCUACUCGCAGAUCCGUGUUGGGAACCCCUGGGACCCAAAUAUUCUCUAUGGACCACUGCAUACCAAACAGGCAGUGAGCAUGUUUCUUCGAGCCGUGGAAGAAGCGAAGAAACAAGGAGGCACAGUGGCCUUCGGGGGCAAGGUGAUGGAUCAUCCUGGCAAUUACGUAGAACCCACCAUUAUCACCGGCCUGCCCCAUGAUGCCCCCAUCGUGCAUGAGGAGACUUUCGCCCCAAUUCUCUAUGUCUUCAAAUUCAAGAACGAAAGAGAGGUCUUCGAGUGGAACAAUGAAGUGAAACAAGGACUCUCGAGUAGCAUUUUUACCAAGGAUUUGGGCAGAAUCUUCCGAUGGCUUGGACCCAAAGGUUCAGACUGUGGCAUUGUGAACGUCAAUAUUCCGACCAGUGGGGCUGAGAUUGGUGGUGCCUUUGGAGGAGAGAAGCACACUGGCGGCGGCAGGGAGUCUGGCAGCGAUGCCUGGAAGCAGUACAUGCGAAGGUCCACAUGUACCAUCAACUACAGCACGGACCUUCCUCUGGCUCAAGGCAUCAAGUUUGAGUGACGAUGCUUCAAUUUGACCUCACAGUCUGCGGCUGCUCUGAAGAGGCCCUAGAGAACUUCGAUUUGCCCUGAUUGUUUUAUGUACCUAGAGUGGCUAAUAUCUACUGAUCCCCAAAUGUGACUAAAUCAAGAUACCCAUUUUUCAGAUUUUCAAAUUAAAUAUUCUCAACCUAGUUACAUUUAGCAAAAGAUGGGUUUGGUGAAUUUGUGUCAUAGGUUACCCUUUUUAUUACAGUUAAUUAUUUCUUAGUUAAGUACAUGCAAUCACCGGAGAUUGGGGGUGUGGAAAACAGAUUAGAGAGGAAGAAGAGUGUUUGCCUGCAUGACAGAAGGGAACACCAGAUCUCAUUACAGAUGGUUGUGAGCCACCACAUGGUUGCUGGGGAUUGAACUCAGGACCUGUGCUCUUAACCUCUGAGCCAUCUCUCCAGCCCAGAAGAAGAGUCUUUGUGUAGAAUGAUGAAGACUGUCUUCUGAAUAGUGUCGAGUACUCACGGUCCCCUCCUCUGGCAGGGAUUGAAGGGACGAGGUACCCUCACAUGCUGGGGACCACAGAUCUGAGUAGUGUCUAAUCAGUCCCCAAGAUGAAGGCUGUCUUCUGAGUAGUGGCACAGUCCUCUCCUCUGCCAGGGGUUUGAAGGGGCGAGGCACCCUUACUUGUUUGGGACCACAGCACAGUUUCAGGUACAUGUCUUGCAGUGUUCCAAAUGACAGUGGGUUAUUGUUGGGCGAGGUGAGGGAUUUAGGUCAGUUGUGAAUGGUUGCCUAGCGUGUGUGAAGUUCUGGGUUCGAUUCCGAGCUCUAAAGCAACAACAGCAAAAAAAGGCUCUAAUGGCAAAGAAUGUCUACCCACUUAUGACUCCUGCUUGUGACUGUCAAACAGGAAGAAAAGGGUGGGGAUAGAUAGACCUUCAUUCUUGUCCCAGAACUUGUCACCUGCUGGGAACUCUGGGACUGAAGUCACUCAUGAAGCACAUCUGGAUGCCUUAAGUGACCUCAGAGCGUAUGCCAGGGCAGGCUGGUGCAACUGCUCAUGGGUUCUUCUCAGUCUCAGUCUCACAGUGCACCCAGGAAAGAUCACUGCUGAGCGUCUAAGGUCUCAUUGGGAAGCUGUGGACAGGCCCAGUGUACCUGUUCCGUGGUACUGUCACUGUCCUCCAGCGUAGCAGCCACCACCGUGCCUGCUCCUGUCAUACUGAGCCCACGCAGAAGCCACUGGAGACUAGGACGUUUGUAGGUAACUUGACGCAUCAUAGACGACCAUAAAGAGUUGGGGGGCUGAUUUGAUUGCAGUGUGGGGAAGUGGCACUGGUUUCAGAUUUGUGUUCACACUGCUCUGUUGUCACCUGUGGGUAGCAUUGAGUGGCAGGUCCUUGCCAUCCUUGGAUAAGAGCCAAGCUAAAUACCGAUGAUGGAGCUACUGAGAGGGUGUUGGCAGGAGUGAGGGUAGGGAAAAAAGACCGUUCGUUUCUUGAGGAAAAUUUGACAGUGCCCCAAAUUACUAGGAAACUGACAUGGCUUGCUAAGAUUUGGGGGUGGACUCUAAAUCACUGCUGUGGCCAUGAGGACAAAUUGCCCUUUUUCUUUUUUUUAAGCUGUUUAUUUUUUAUUUUAUUUUUUAAAAUUUAUUAUGUAUACAGUGUUCUGCCUGCGUGCAUACCUGCACCCCAGAAGAGGGCACCGGAUCUCAUUACAGAUGGUUGUAAGCUACCCUGUGGUUGCUGGGAAUUGAACUCAGGACCUCUGGAAGAACAGUUAGUGCUCUUAACCACUGAGCCAUCUCUCCAGCCCCAAAUUGCCCUUUUUCAUAACACACAGAAUGCAGUGAGCUGACCAGUUCCUACUGCCUACAUUAGAACUCUUCUUGAGACAGGCUUUUUUUUUUUUCACCCAGGAAUCUCAAUAAUUGAGAUUAUAUGUGUGUGUCACUGCCUUGAUUGUUUAAAGCAAGAGAAUGAAGUUGGAGAAUCAGGAACUUGGAAUGUAGUUCCCACACCAGGUACACAUCUGGAAUCUUAGCAUUCAAGAGGCAGAGACGAGGAUCAUGAGUUCUAGGCCAUCCUUCAGAACAAGAUAUCACGAAAAAAACAAAACAAAAAUGCAGUCAGGACUAGAACUUUAACUCUGGAUGGCCUUGACCCUAGAGAUCCACCUGCCUCUGCCUCCCAAGUGCUGGGAUUAGAAGUCUACUAUCGCACCUGACUAGUACUCAUUUUGCUCAAACACAAAAAACCAUCUUACACUUCAGGUAAAAUUUAAGGAGCUAUGUAUGAUGGUGUGGCAUGUGCAGAAGGUACCUUGAUGGGGAACUAAAAGCUGAUCCAGAGGUUCCUUUGGAAGUUCAUCAUUUUUAUGUAUUUCUAGCAUGAGGACCUGGUUUGUUGUCAUAAUGUUUUUAUUAAAACUUUAACUUUUAAGUUGUUCUCUGUACUUCUUUUUUACUGAUUUAAGAAAUAAAGAUUACUUACUUGUGUGUGA
This is a messenger RNA of Chionomys nivalis (European snow vole), 4157 nucleotides long. It is a transcript of the gene Aldh7a1, whose product is annotated as aldehyde dehydrogenase 7 family member A1. Gene Ontology annotation, molecular function: aldehyde dehydrogenase (NAD+) activity. Bases 10 to 1680 code for a protein of 556 amino acids. The record is from RefSeq and is a predicted model, not a curated record. The transcript has 18 exons. Lineage: Eukaryota; Metazoa; Chordata; Mammalia; Rodentia; Cricetidae.